UAUUAUUUAAUGCCUUGUAUUUUAUUUCUUCAAAAUUAUACUUAUUUUAUGUUUCUCCACAUAAGGUUGGUAAGAUUGAAUGGUAAUGGUGUAUAGUUGAUACUUUGAUACAUGCUUAAAAAUUUAUGGAGUAAAAUAGGCGGCGACGCGGAAAAUGUAUAUACUACUAUGCUACAAUUUACUUAAUUUAUAAUUUUAUAAAAAAUUUAGCGCGCAUGACGGAAAGUGUUUUUUAUGACAAGGACAAAAUAUACAACGUAUAAGGUAGAACGUGAAAAUUUAGUACGCCACGUGACUGCAUAGGUUAAGGUGAAGAUACUCUAACCGGUCGGCGGGAGAUGAACUUUGCUCUCAGUUUUUAUAUGUUCUUCACAUAAAACAUGGAAUUUGACUUAUUAUUCAAUUUUAUGUCAAUAUUUAUCAUCACUUUAUUAAUAGUUGUCACAGUCAUCACCGUCUUCCAAAAACUUAAGUAAGUAUUUAUUCUGUUUCCCUCUAAUUACAGUCAUGAUUAUAUCAUAUUUUUUUAUAUGUUAGAUUAAGAUGGCCCAUAAAAGUAAACUGCUGGUUUUGCAACAAAGAUAUAAAGAUUUGGCGGCAACAACUAAAUUGGUGGAUGUGUCCAUAUUGUGAACAAUAUAAUGGCUUUUCUAAGGUUGAAUUAAUUGAUUUAUUAAAUAUUUUUAAAGCUAUUGGAAUAUCUUAACAUAAGAAACAGGCUACCUAUGUGAUAUCUUUUACAAUUCCAUAUAUGUUUUGGAAUAUUAUUCCUAUAUUUUCUUCCAUGUCAAAUUCUAGAAUGGUGAUUAUGCAUAUACUAUACCAGAACAAUACAAGACAUCUUCACAUGAAAUGAAAAGAUACUGUACAAUCAACCAGGGUACAACAACCAAUCAAGGUGCAAAUAAUGGUCUCUGCAAACAAUGUAACAUGAAUGAAAGUUUAAAAAUAUCAAAAUUAUCUGAUUAUGUACCAAAAAAUGAAAGAAAUUACGAAUAUGAAAUGAAAAAGUUUAAAGAUAGCUUAGAACAACAAUAUCCAUUGUGUGCAAAAUGUAAAAGUACAGUAAAUAACGUAUUAUAUAAGCAAGCAUUAUGGCUUGCACAAUAUAAAAUGUUGUUAUUUAAACAAAAACCAUUUUGUAUAAUUGCUAAUAAUUCAAAAUAUUUCGAACUAAUAUGCAGAAUAAUUUCAACUAUAUUAGGAUCUAUGGUAGUGUAUAACAUGGAAUUCAUAUUCUUCCCAAUUGGAGGAUUAUUUUUUCAAUUUUGUGCCUGUUGGAUACCUUCUACAAAAAAACAAAGUUCUGAUAUAUUACUUAUGUUUUUAUGGAUUUGUAUGAUUAUACUCUUACCCUUUAAAGACAUUAAAUUAAUUACAACAGAUUUUCAGAAUUCGUGGUUUGUUCUGGAAUAUAUAACUCAGUAUCAUAUGAUGAUAUUAUUUAUUUCAAUCAUAGGCUUUAUAAAUGUCAUGCCUAAGUCAUAUAGAAGUACAGUAAAUAAAAAUAUGUCAUUUAAAAAAAUUGAAUCUUCUCCAAAAAAUACAGUAUUAUUUGAUUCAUGUACAGCAACUUCAAAUAAUAAGCACAAUCUUGAUGUCAAUGUUAAAACUGCUAAUAAUAUAAACAAAACUGCCAGCAAUUUAACACCAAAUACAAUGAAAGAUUAUAUGUCUCCUUAUGCGGAAAAUUCAAUAAAUUGUAAAUCUACAAUUUCCCAAAGUUUAUUCACAAAUGCGGCAUCACAGUGUUCACCAAUGUCUAUUAACAAUAAUAAUGCAGUAUUCAAUUCUCCACCUGUAUAUAAAAAGAGUAUGAUAGAGAGCAAUUACUCAUUGAAUGACAGUUUGAGGACAUUAAGCAUAUUAUCACUGGGUGAAGAUAAACCAAAAUAUUCAACUAAAAUGCCUAAGAUUUUUGAAACGAAGGUGUAUAGUACAAAAAGUUCCGAACUUUUUAAGAAGGCUGGUAAAAAAAAUAUUUUAUCACCACCAAAACUAAAAUCAGUUAUGCAAACAUCCUGGAUAGCUGGUGGUUAUUGGCAGGAAAGUAUAGAUGCACCAUCAUUGUCCAGAUCAUCCAGUCAAAGUUCUGGUUUUUGUUCUGUGGGUUCUAAUUUUGGUCCAUCUAGAGAACCAUCCAUACAUGAGUUUGAUCAAUGUUCAGUUAUGUCAGAUGCGACACAAUCCUGUCAUACACUAAGGCAAACUAAUAGUCCUGUUGGGUCUUUUUCUCAAUAUAAUCUUCAAUUUCCAUUGUCGGAAUCAAGAAAUCAAUCAAUUAAUAACCAAACAAUGAAACUUGCAUCAACCAAUCUUUGUACACCACAAACAUCAUUAUCUCAAAAUAACAAAAGAAAUAAUUCAACUUUUAUAGAUCAAUGUUCACAAAGACAAAACAUGGAUAUGAAUGAUAUUAAAAGUCCCUCUGAAAUGCAGCCGUUUCCUAGUCACGCCACUAUUGUAACAAAUCCCGUUUGGUUACCAGUUCUUUUAUGUGGUUCACUUGUAUUAAACAUAAUAGUAUUAUGUACUACUUUGUUACGUUAGAUAGGGUAUAUCAUACAUUUUUUACGAUCUUCCUAAAUUUAUAUUUGCCACAUACAUUUAUACGUAUUUUAGUUAUUAGUUACAAAAUAAGUUAAUCACUAUUUUUCAAGCAAUUGAUUACUAUUUUAAAAAAUAGUAUUUUUUAAAAUUUCUAUUUUAAUGGAUAGUAAUCAAUAAUAUUUCAACCUAUUUAUAAAUAAGCGAUGUACUGCCAGUAUAAAGUUUUCUAUUGUUAUCACUCACUUUUUUAUUUCACAUAAAUAAUUGUAAAUAAAUAUUAUUUUUUUUAUACGCAGUUUAUAAAGUAUCAAAUUUGAACAAUAAUGUUAAGUUGAACGCAUAAUAGUGGAAAAUAGAAUACUGGUUUGACGGAAAAUUAAUUAUUACCGUUCUAAACUGUCAAUCUUGUGAUAAAAAAAUGUUCUCCGUGUGUGUUCACUAGUAAGAUAUAUAUGUAACUCAACAAAUUUAAGAAUUAAUGAAAUAAUGUGAAAUUGCGUUCACUUUGUAUCGAUAAUAUUUGAUUUUUUUUUAACUUUACUAUUAUAUUUGUGAAUACGAAAAAAAGCUGUUUUGAACACACAAAAAGUUAUGUAUAUAUAUAUAAGUAAUGAAAUUUAAAGUGUUCUGUGUAUUUGUAAGAAUAUAUAUGAUGUUUAUUGUGUUAAGAUGUGAUGUUAAAGUAACUUAAUAAAAUAAAUAUUGUAAUAUCUUCAACCGAGAUAUUACAUUUUUGUUAAAAUUUGUAACAAAUUAAUUAAUGGACAAAUAUAUUUUAUAUUAUCAUAUUCUCAA
Bombus huntii is the source of this 3345-nucleotide messenger RNA. RefSeq lists its product as uncharacterized. Gene Ontology annotation, molecular function: lamin binding; actin filament binding. NCBI's taxonomy places the organism in Eukaryota, Metazoa, Arthropoda, Insecta, Hymenoptera, Apidae. Gene Ontology annotation, biological process: nuclear migration along microtubule. Gene Ontology annotation, cellular component: nuclear membrane. The coding region runs from base 853 to 2550 and encodes 565 amino acids. The record is from RefSeq and is a predicted model, not a curated record. The transcript has 5 exons.